Closterium sp. Yama58-4 is the source of this 1479-nucleotide messenger RNA. The record is from the annotation of a GenBank genome assembly. NCBI's taxonomy places the organism in Eukaryota, Viridiplantae, Streptophyta, Zygnematophyceae, Desmidiales, Closteriaceae.
AUGUUCACGGAUGGCAAUUCAUACACGGCAUGGGUGGAAUAUGAGCCUGGGGAUCCGGGCACCAUUCGAGUGUUCUUGACGAGCUCGAAUGAGAAGCCAGAGGAGCCGCUGCUGCAGGCGGGGAUGUCGCUGUGUGCGGUGCUGCAGCCGCGGGUGAAGCAGCAGCAGGCGGCGUUCUCGUUUGGGUUUACGGCGUCCACCACUGUGAAGCCCUUCCACCUGCAUGGCAUUCUCUUCUCCUCUGUGCAAACAGGCAAGGCCUCUAUUUUGGGCAGGUGGGGUGAUGCUGACUGCGUUGAUGAUAGAUUCGGGGUGGUGGUGGCAUUUGUCGCGCUAGUGGUAGCUAAUCAGCAUGGACUUGCCUUUGCUACCCACUCUUGUGGUGCUCUCUCCCUAUCCAAGACCCAACCAGCACUCUCUUGUGUCCAACCAGCACUCCCUAUCCUUCUCUUUCGUCUUGUGGUUUUCACAACAGGCGCCCCUUCAACCAAGGUCGUGCAGACCAAGGAGCAAGCCCUCGGCCUCUCACUGUCAGAGGCCACAUUCGCACCGACUCGAGCCAGUCCCUUUUCGCGCUAUGUGAGUGCGGACUUCAAGCUGUCGGCCACCAAAGCGGACUCGUGGAGCAUUCGUGACUUCCACACGUGGGACUCCGUGCCCUUCCUCAACUGGCCUGUCAAGAACCAGAACGACUGCAUGGUGGCGAGUGUGGAGGCGGCAUACGGCAUUGCCAAGCAGCAGAGCGCCCCCCGGCUGGCAGUGGAGGCGCUCUUCACCCUCAUGGGGCUCUCCGACUCCGACAAGUGCUCCGCUGGCGGCUCCCCCACGCAGGCCUUUGAGACGCUCACAGCUCUCGAUGCCUCCAGUGGGCUUACAGGGGCCAGCGACCCGGCAACAACGUACCCAGUACAGGCAUUUGAGCGAGCGCAUUUCAAGGGGUAUGUGGGGCUCAUGCUGGCAGUGCAGCGACAGCCAGUGGUGGUUCACAUCGAGGCGUCUCCAACCUUCAUGCUCUAUGAUGGGACGUUCAAGUACCAGGAUCCUGGUUGCUACACGGGCAAUCUCAACCACGUUGUACUCGUUAUUGGCUACUUCAUCACAAGAAACGAUGGCAGCCAGAACCGCAUUGCGCCUCCGUUUUGGAUCAUCCGCAACUCGUGGGGAGAAGAGUGGGGAAAGAGGGGUCAUAUGCGCAUGGACAUUCAGGGAGGGGAUGGCGUGUGUGGCAUCAACGUGCUGCCUGGAAUCUACCCCAUUGUCAAGAUUCCUGGCGACCCCUGCGGCCAGAGCAGCUACAAGGGCGAUGGGGAUUUGCAGCCCAGCAUGAACCCGUGCGGUCGCUUCCAGUGCCAGGGGACUGCAGCAACCACCAACAACUGCACCUGCAAUAUUCCUGCUGCUCCUGUGCAGCCCUUUGUGGAGGUUGAGAAUGGAUACGGCUCCAACACAUGUGCUUAUGGUGAGUUCUGUGGCAAUUGA